CAUCCCCCGCACCUUUCCAUCAGCAUCCAUGGCCUCCCCUGCACCCUUCCUCACCGCAUCGCCACCCCAACCCCCUCCCUUCCUCUCCCCGACGCUCCCCUCACUCUGGGCCUUCAUCCUCUCCAGCCAGACCAACCGGCCGCGGCCCCUACCCUAGGCAGGGAGGGCGGAUCGCCGCUGCGCAGGCGCACAGGAAGGGGCGGCGGCGGGAGCGCAUCCCCAAGAUCUAGCCCGUCAAGCACCGUGUCAAAGUCUCUCCUUCGAGGAGCUCUAUGUGCGGGUGUGCGGAGGCGCUCGUGAGGGCAGUGGAGGCCUUCUUCGACGCCUUCCUCGUCGACUACUUCCUCUUCUGGUUCCGCCGCCGCCGCCGCUGCCCCGGCCCCGACAGCCCCGCCUCCGCCCACCGGGAUCCGCUCGUGCCCAAGGACUGGACAGGGGAGGCGCUCCCGACCUCGGACGAAGAGAAAGGUUUUGCAGAGAGCACAUUGUCGAACCAGCAGUUGGCAGAUGGCGACGACACAGAUGAGGAGCUUAGGCGAGAGGUCAUUGUUGUGAAGGCCGUCACGGGAAGGCGUGGGGGAUUUGGCACAAGGCCGAUGAUCGAGUCUAUGCUCUCUCCUCCAUGGAAAGACCUAUUUUUCUCUGAUGAUUGUUUUGAAGUGGCAGACCAUGUGAACAACCUAGGCACCAUCGCGGGCUCGGGCACCAAGGAGUUCAUGGAGGUGCUGCAGGGCUAGGGCCGUGGCUGCGCCAACAGGUCUGGCAGCACCGCCGCGUCGACGACGAAGGUGGUGACCGCGGCGGCGAGCGGUGCGAGUUGGUGGCUGCGGGACUGGACGUCACGGCUCAUAUAUGUGCUUCUGACUAAUCCAGUUUCUUUUGGUCUAGCUGGGCAUUACUUUGAGUUCAUAUAUGUGCUUGUCACUCCAUAGGUUAUAGUGAUUCCCUCUGUUUCCUUAUAUGUUCUUGUAGUUUGGUUGCUUUCCUAUU
Triticum dicoccoides is the source of this 990-nucleotide messenger RNA. RefSeq lists its product as uncharacterized. The record is from RefSeq and is a predicted model, not a curated record. Bases 273 to 737 code for a protein of 154 amino acids. The transcript is spliced from 5 exons. Lineage: Eukaryota; Viridiplantae; Streptophyta; Magnoliopsida; Poales; Poaceae.